Messenger RNA from Thamnophis sirtalis, 938 nucleotides. The record is from RefSeq and is a predicted model, not a curated record. NCBI's taxonomy places the organism in Eukaryota, Metazoa, Chordata, Lepidosauria, Squamata, Natricidae.
CAACGCUCCAAAUCAGAACCUUGGCGAUCCGAACGUUCUGUCCGCCCUUCCGAAGCGGCGCGCGCAACCAUGGCGGUCAAGAUCAAGGUGGUUUAUUGCGGAGCCUGAGGCUACAAACCCAAGUUUCUACAGCUCAAGAAGGAACUCGAAAAGGAGUUUCUGGGCAAGCUGGAAAUUAGCGGCGAAGGGACUCCACAAGUCACAGGAUGGUUUGAAGUGAUAGUAGCUGGGAAGACGGUGCACUCCAAAAAGAACGGAGAUGGCUUUGUGGAUGACGAUGUCAAACUCAACAAGAUAAUUAAGGCUAUCAAAGCAAAUUUGGCAUGAAGACCUCUUUAGGCCUGGGCUAGCAGUUCAAAAUGCAACAGAGCUCAAGAAAAAAUCUGUUUUGUUCAUCUUGGCGAAUCGCUCAAUGACGGGAGCUGCUGAAAUGUUGCUUGACACCUGGCAGUUCCCUGAAAACUUUGCGCUGGAUGCCAACCUGAUCAAGGCUGGAUGGAAAAACUUGGGCUCCAAUUCAGUGCUUGGGUGUGAAUUAAGUCUGCAACUCCUAACAUACUUGCUUUCUGUUUUCAUUGUGUGCUGCAUGGAAAUACAGCUUUCUUUAUGUUUUUUUUUAAAUACUUGCAUUAUUGACCAGUAAUUGUGAAAAAGGAGAAAAAUAGGAAGAGUGGGAGAUUCAUCAAAUGUUUGCUUUCGUCGUAUCCAAACACUUCCAAUAGAUGAUGAAACCAGAUGCAAAAAACCCCAUUGUCUCGAACAACAAUUUUAGAAUCCUAAAACAUCUUAACUUGAAAAUGUGCAUUCUUCUUUCUUUCUUUCCUGCUGCUCCUCACUUCCCCACUGCAGGAUUGUGUGCUUUAUUAUACCCACUUCUGACUUCUUUGCUCAAACAUUGUCAAAUGCACUGAACAUUUAAUAAAAUGUUACUUCCAAGA